AUGGACGAUCAAAUUAAACCUGCUAUUCAAACGUACAAUGGUGGAAUCAUUUUUGUUAGUUAUCUGACUGCAGUCGUAGGAGCCAUGACAGCACUCGAAUUGCUUCAACGCAGAACACAUAUUAGAGGAUACUACAAUUGGUUCUUGUUGUCUGCUGCUGCUGCCUCAAUGGGUGGUGUAGGAAUUUGGUCGAUGCACCUUAUUGGCAAUAACAGCCUUACUAUUACGUUAGAAAACAAUACCCAUUACCAACUCUUGUAUUCUUCUGGAGCCACUUUUGCUAGUCUAGUAGUUGCUAUUCUUUGUAUGCUUCUUUCGUUUGCUUUUGUUGGUAUUACGGAACAAGCAAAAAUAUUCAGAAUUGUUUUGAGUGGCAUUAUUGCUGGGCUUGGUAUUGUAUCUAUGCAUUAUUUAGGUCAAAUUGCCAUAGCAUUCUUUGUAACGAAGAAUAAAAUUGGACAUGUUUUGGGAGCUAUAGCUAUCGCAGUCUGCGCCGUUACAGCAGCACUAUUUAUUUUUUUCAAGCUUCGUGAACAGUGGGAAAAUCAGUGGUACAAACGUCUUGGAUGCGCCAUGUUAAUGGGUCUCGCAGUAUGUGGCAUGCAUUACACAGCACUUUUUGGGACUGUAUACUACGCCAACAUAGACUCAGAUGUAACACCCCCCACACCUGUAAUGACCAUUCCAACAUUGAUUGGAAUCAUAUCUGCUAUUGUCUUGAUUGCGUCUGUCAAAUCAAAGAUAGAAAAUGAUAACUCGCCUAUUCAAGCAGACUCACGUACAAGACUCAUUCUAGGUCUAGUGUUUUUUGAUGCGCGUGGAAGAAUGCUAGUCAAAGUAGAUGGUAUUGUGCCAAUGAAAGAGAUCACCGAAUCUGUUCCUGAAGAUCGAUAUUGUGGAGCAUUCUCUGCACAUCAUCCGAUUUUUGCUCGGCUGUUUGAAAGUACGCUUUCUUGGUCAAGACAUAACUUAGAAGGCCCAAUACAUCAAACAAAUGAGCAUCCUAUUGAUCGUGCAUUUAUGAGUGCUGCCACAGAACUUGCUGAGGAACUUGACUUCAAAGAUUUAUCUGAUCUCGGUCAUCUUUUCCAUUCUGUUUUGAUAUCUAAUAGCAUCCCCAAAAAGAGCAUAUUCAUACAACCUUCAAAGUUCUUUCCAGCCUUUCGAAGAGAGAGUAUCAAAACAACAUGGAUUCUCUCUAAAUAUGGCUCCAAAGAAACAAUCAAUGAACAAUCACCUCAAUCAUUGAAAGGUACUACAAUAUGUAAUACUACAUCAACUUCGGAACAAGCAGUGAAACUUGACAUGAGCGAUGAUGAUUUCUUUGAAGAAACUUUACCAAGAUCAAGUGGCAGCUUUUACUCUCAAGAUGAACACAUUUUUCUGAUUAGGAAAAUAGAAUCUGAAAAAGAUUUGGUAGAUUUACUGUCGAUAGGCUUUCGAUUUGCUGAACCUAUGUUUAUCGCGAAAAAAAUGGGGGAUAAACUACAAUUACCAUCUGAAUACUUGCUCAGUCAUUUUAAAGAUAUGCUCAAGAUGGCCGAAAUAACUGCAAGCAUGAACACAUGCGCCAAAUCUUCAGAUUUAUCUCUGCAACAAUCUCUGAAAAAUGAAGAAGAUGUUUAUAAAAGAGUUUUUGUGGGUUUAUUCACUGUAAUUGAAUGCGAAAAGACAUCAAAUAAUCCGCCAUGCAUUAUUGUAGAUAGAAACAAGCCUUAUACUUUUCCAAUCGUACAAAUUAACCUAAAGAGUAGCACUGGGUUAGAGGAAGCACUUACAGAUCUUAAUAGAGAACAGAAGAAGAUCAUUCUAAACAUGAGCGGACAGUCACUAGCAAAGAUUGCUUCAACUACAUCAGCAACUCAGCAAUCUCUGAAUUCAAUCAAUCACAUUAGCGCUAUCAAAAACGAUGACAAAACUGAACAUAUAUCAACUACAUCAUCGACCUAUAUUCAGGAACUUGAAGGCCCAAAUCAAAGAUUUUUUAGUGCAUUUCAAGAAGCCUGCGAAACACUUGCUAAUUUGUCUCAAUACGAUAAGCAUUUAACAUUUUCUGCCAAGCUCUCGGGUGACAUUAUAGACAUUCCGUGCUUUGCUCUUAGACCAGGCCCGUGCUCACUUAUUUUGUUCAGGGCGCGCAUCGCUUUACCUGAGACACAACAUGAAAUAAAUUCGCCGAAUGCAAGUGCUUUCAAAUGCAUACCCUUUUCCGUAUACCAUAGUUUCUCAGCCUACGCAACCGAUAAUGCUGUACAGUUUUAUCGCAAACUACAGCUCAAAAACAAUUCGCCUCCAUCUUGCCUACUUCAACAGCAGCUCUAUCAAUCUACUGCAUCAAAAAAUACAAAAGAAGAUCCAUUGGUAACAGACGCUAUGGUUAAAGAACAGAUUUCUUCUACGUCAACUCAACAAGUACUCUCGUCCCUCCCACCACCGCCUAGAGCAAAACGCAAUAAAUUCAGUCUUACACCGAGUACGCCUUAUACAGAAACUGAUAUGCAUGUCAACAAGUCAUUUUUACCAAACAUUAUCAAAAACAGUGAUUUAAUACCGCUGGCAUCUGUAACUCCAAAUCCAGUGAUAGAAGCUAUUGCUGCCUUAAACACAAUAUCAACGAAUGAUAGAUUUUGGUGGCUAGAUAAUGUUUUUGAAGAAACUCGGAAUCUGUAA
Gilbertella persicaria is the source of this 2670-nucleotide messenger RNA. RefSeq lists its product as uncharacterized. Lineage: Eukaryota; Fungi; Mucoromycota; Mucoromycetes; Mucorales; Choanephoraceae. The record is from RefSeq and is a predicted model, not a curated record. Bases 1 to 2670 code for a protein of 889 amino acids. The transcript is spliced from 7 exons.